Aspergillus oryzae RIB40 is the source of this 351-nucleotide messenger RNA. RefSeq lists its product as uncharacterized. The transcript has 2 exons. The record is from RefSeq and is a predicted model, not a curated record. Bases 1 to 351 code for a protein of 116 amino acids. NCBI's taxonomy places the organism in Eukaryota, Fungi, Ascomycota, Eurotiomycetes, Eurotiales, Aspergillaceae.
AUGCGUUUCACUGCAGCUUCACUAGUGACUCUCGGGCUACUUGCCUCUGCUCUGGCUUUUCCGGCCCCGGCCAACUCUCUUGGAGUUCGUGAGCCAUCCAAGGAGAAAUACGAUGUCUACGAUGUUCCCGACAAGCGGUCCAAGGAGAAGUACGAUGUCUACGACGCCGUCGACAAGCGGUCCAAAGAGAAGUAUGAUGUUUAUGACGUCCUCGACAAGCGGUCCAAAGAGAAAUAUGAUGUUUAUGACGCCCCUGACAAGCGGUCCAAGGAGAAGUACGAUGUGUACGACGUCCCCGAUAAGCGGUCCAAAGAGAAGUAUGACGUUUAUGAUGUCCCCGAGGAAGAGUAA